Aspergillus oryzae RIB40 is the source of this 324-nucleotide messenger RNA. Its product is annotated as Alb1 domain-containing protein. The transcript has 2 exons. Gene Ontology annotation, biological process: ribosomal large subunit export from nucleus. Bases 1 to 324 code for a protein of 107 amino acids. NCBI's taxonomy places the organism in Eukaryota, Fungi, Ascomycota, Eurotiomycetes, Eurotiales, Aspergillaceae. Gene Ontology annotation, cellular component: preribosome, large subunit precursor; nucleolus. The record is from RefSeq and is a predicted model, not a curated record.
AUGGCUAAAGCAAGAGUCCAGUCAAAGCACUCUCGUGCGGCUCGCCGGGCAGCAUCGCCGAGUCUCGACGUUGACAAGUCUUUGACCACCCUUCCCCGUGCCGAAGAUACCGUGAUACAGCGUGAAUCUAUACUUUCUGAUCGCGCAAAUGCCGGUGUGGCAAAGAAGAAGUCGAAGGCUAAAGCUCUCACAAAGGCGCAGCGUGCUAGGCAGCAGAAAGGUAUCGAAAGAGCAGAGAAUAUCUUGGAUCAACUGGAGACGAAAGUGGAGAAAAGUGUCAAGCGGGGAAAGACAGUGAAAGCACGUAGGGUAUGGACAAACUGA